AUUGCACGGCCACAGCGCCGCUCGCGUCGCCCGCACCCGCGCCUCCUGCUUCGUCUCCUGCUCGGCCCUCGGAACCUCUCUGGGUCCCCGUUGCCGCGGCGCGCCUCGGGCGCCCCCCACCCCGCGCCCUCCGGUCGGAGCCCCUUCCUUGCGCUCUCAGCUCCCGCCUCCCCUCGUCGGGGUCUCGCCAGCCCCUUCCUGUAGCUGCCGCCGCCUCUGGAGGAGCGCGUCCACCUCGGGUCACCAUGCCCAGCAAAACCAAGUACAACCUUGUGGACGAUGGGCACGACCUGCGGAUCCCCUUGCACAACGAGGACGCCUUCCAGCACGGCAUCUGCUUUGAGGCCAAGUACGUAGGAAGCCUGGAUGUGCCGAGGCCAAACAGCAGGGUAGAGAUUGUGGCUGCCAUGCGCCGGAUACGGUAUGAAUUUAAAGCCAAGAACAUCAAGAAGAAGAAAGUGAGCAUUAUGGUUUCAGUAGAUGGAGUGAAAGUGAUUCUGAAGAAGAAGAAAAAGCUUCUUUUAUUGCAGAAAAAGGAGUGGACGUGGGACGAGACCAAGAUGCUGGUGAUGCAGGACCCUAUCUACAGGAUUUUUUAUGUCUCUCAUGAUUCCCAAGACUUGAAGAUCUUCAGCUAUAUUGCUCGAGAUGGUGCCAGCAAUAUCUUCAGGUGUAACGUGUUUAAGUCCAAGAAGAAGAGUCAAGCUAUGCGAAUUGUCCGGACAGUGGGGCAGGCCUUUGAGGUCUGCCACAAGCUGAGCCUACAGCACACGCAGCAGAAUGCAGAUGGACAGGAAGAUGGGGAGAGUGAGAGGAACAGCAACAGCUCAGGGGACCCAGGCCGCCAACUCCCUGGAGCCGAGAGGGCCUCCACAGCCACUGCGGAGGAGACUGACAUCGAUGCGGUAGAGGUCCCACUUCCAGGGAACGAUAUCCUGGAGUUCAGUCGAGGAGUAACCGACCUGGAUGCAGUUGGAAAUGAAGGAGGCUCCCACACAGACUCCAAGGUUUCACCCCAUCUGCAGGAGCCCAUGCUGACAGCCUCACCCAGAAUGCUACUUCCCUCCUCUUCCUCAAAGCCUCCAGGCUUGGACUCAGGGACACCACUGUCCACUCACCACCAGAUGCAGCUCCUCCAGCAGCUCCUCCAACAACAACAGCAGCAGACGCAAGUGGCUGUGGCCCAGGUUCACUUGCUGAAGGACCAAUUGGCUGCGGAGGCAGCGGCGCGGCUGGAGGCCCAGGCCCGUGUGCACCAGCUCCUACUGCAGAACAAGGACAUGCUCCAGCACAUCUCGCUGCUGGUCAAGCAGGUGCAGGAGCUAGAGCUGAAGCUGUCGGGACAGAAUGCCAUGGGCUCCCAGGACAGCCUGCUGGAGAUCACCUUCCGCUCUGGAGCCCUGCCUGUACUCUGCGACCCCACGACCCCUAAGCCAGAGGACCUGCACUCACCACCACGUGGCGCGGGCUUGGCUGACUUUGCCCACCCCGCGGGCAGCCCUUUAGGUAGGCGCGACUGCUUGGUGAAGCUGGAGUGCUUCCGCUUUAUCCAGCCCGAGGACACCCCGCUCCCCACGCAGGGCGAGCCGCUCCUGGGCGGCCUGGAGCUCAUCAAGUUCAGAGAGUCGGGCAUCGCCUCGGAGUACGAGUCCAACACGGACGAGAGCGAGGAGCGCGACUCAUGGUCUCAGGAAGAGCUGCCUCGCCUGCUGAAUGUCCUGCAGAGGCAGGAGCUGGGCGAUAGCCUGGAUGAUGAAAUUGCCGUGUAGGUGCCGCGGGGCGAGGAGGAGAUGGAG
Chrysochloris asiatica (Cape golden mole) is the source of this 1796-nucleotide messenger RNA. RefSeq names its product nitric oxide synthase 1 (neuronal) adaptor protein (gene NOS1AP). Gene Ontology annotation, molecular function: nitric-oxide synthase binding. Lineage: Eukaryota; Metazoa; Chordata; Mammalia; Afrosoricida; Chrysochloridae. The coding region runs from base 246 to 1769 and encodes 507 amino acids. The record is from RefSeq and is a predicted model, not a curated record. The transcript is spliced from 10 exons.